GGAUGGUAAGGCUUCGUUGGCUGUGAUGAAGUUUUGUGCAGAGCGGUAUACAACGGAGAAAACGUUUCAUACGAUUCAAAUCAUUCGUCAUUUCAAAAAGCUCAAACCUGCUGAAGAUAUGAUCAUGGUGCUCAGGUGGAGAAUUGUAGCCAUCAUUACCAUCACUAAAUUAAUCACCUGAUCUGAGGAAAGUCUGCUCUGUUUGCUCUAUGUUCAACCACAGAGACGAUGCUCCACGUACUGUUACACCAUGCCGAAGAAGAGUAACGAAGAAGCGGAGUGGGUUGGAGAUGAAGUGGCUCCAGCAGCGGUAGGAAAGGCUGUAAAGAAGGGGAAAGGUGCUAAAAAAGACAAAAAGAGUUUUUUUGAGGAGCUGGCCACAGAGAAUAAAGAUGAGAAGGUGGUUGAGGCAGCUGCAAAGGACACACACAGUAAACAGCCUCAGAAGAAGAAGAAGGACCGGAGGAAAGGAAAAGGAAAAGGAGCCGGGGAUGAUGAUGACGAGGAUGAAGACGUGAUGCUGAAGCUGAAGAAGCUCUCAGUUCAGGCCAGUGAUGAGGAUGAGGAGGAAGAUGAACCAGUCAACGCUCAGAGCCGAGGAACCAAGAAGAACAAGGCUGGAAACAUCUUUGCUGCUCUCAGUCAGGGUCGGAGUGAUGAAGAGGAGGGUGAGGAUGAAGAGGAGAAACCUGCUGUAAAGGAGGUUGUAAGAGGAAAGAAAAAAGAUAAAUCUAAGCCCAGGAAGGUAAAGGUUGUGUCUGAUGAAGAAGAGCUGGAGAAGGAGGAUGAAGGAGAAGAGAAAAGUACAAAGCAGAACAAAAAGACAGAGACUCAGUCUAAGUCUCCAGACGUGCAGGCUGAAGUUGAGAAGCCAAAGUCUCCAGAUGUGCAGGCUGAAGUUGAGAAGCCAAAGCCAAAGAAGGAGCAGCCGAAGAGAGGAAAACCUGCAGAGAAAACAUACUCUGAUGAAGAGGAGGAAGAGGAAGAGGAAGAGGAGGAGGACGAGGAGAGUGAUGGAGGGGAAAUGAUGAUGAGUGCUGAGGAUACAAUAGCAGCGCAGUCGAAGCAGCAGGAAGAUGACCCGUUUGCUAACCUCAGUAAGAAGGAGAAGAAGAAGAAGAAAAAAAUGAUGGAGUACGAGCGUCAGGUGGCGAGUGUUCGUGCUCAGAACGCUAUGGAGGGAGAUUUCUCCAUCUCUCAGGCUGAGAUGUCGUCGAGACAGGCCAUGCUGGAGAACGCCUCAGAUAUCAAGCUGGAGAGGUUCAGUAUUUCUGCUCAUGGUAAAGAGCUCUUCGUCAAUGCAGACCUUCUGAUCGUCGCAGGAAGAAGAUACGGUCUGGUCGGCCCAAACGGUAAAGGAAAGACCACGUUAUUAAAACACAUCGCCAACAGAGCUCUGAGUAUCCCUCCAAACAUCGAUGUGCUGCUGUGUGAGCAAGAGGUGGUGGCUGAUGACACUCCCGCGGUGCAGGCUGUGUUGAAGGCAGACACUCGUCGUCUGAAGCUGCUGGAGGAGGAGAGACAGUUGCAGGCUCGGCUGGAGAAAGGAGAGGACAACGUGGCUGAGAGGCUGGAGAAGGUGUAUGAGGAGCUGAUGGCCAUCGGGGCAGCAGCGGCAGAGCCUAAGGCUCGGAGGAUCCUGGCUGGUCUGUCAUUCACACCAGAGAUGCAGAACAGACCCACCAAGAGGUUUUCUGGAGGCUGGAGGAUGAGGGUCUCUCUGGCCAGAGCUUUAUUCAUGGAGCCCACUCUGCUGAUGCUGGAUGAGCCCACCAACCACCUGGACCUGAACGCUGUCAUCUGGCUCAACAACUACCUGCAGGGCUGGAAGAAAACUCUGCUCAUAGUUUCUCACGACCAGAGUUUCCUGGACGACGUUUGUACAGACAUCGUCCAUUUAGACUACCAGAAGCUCUACUACUACAGAGGGAACUACCUGACGUUUAAGAAGAUGUAUGUUCAAAAACAGAAGGAGUUACAGAAACAGUACGACAAACAGGAGAAGAAGCUGAAGGAGCUGAAGGCAGGGGGCAAGUCCACCAAACAGGCUGAGAAGCAAACAAAGGAGGCUCUGACCAGGAAGCAGCAGAAGGGGAAGAAGAAAACCGGUCAUGAGGAGGAGAGUCAGGAGGCCACCGAGCUGCUGAAGAGACCCAAAGAGUACACCGUCAAAUUCACCUUCCCCAACCCCCCUCCCCUGUCCCCUCCCAUCCUGGGCCUUCAUUGUGUGGACUUUUGGUACGACCCUGUCAAACCACUCUUCAGAAACGUCGACUUUGGAAUUGACAUGGACUCCAGGAUCUGUAUCGUGGGUCCUAACGGUGUGGGGAAAAGUACGCUGCUGCUGCUGCUCACAGGGAAACUGAACCCUUCUAAAGGAGAGAUGAGGAAGAAUCAUCGUCUGAAAGUGGGCUUCUUUAACCAGCAGUAUGCGGACCAGCUGAACAUGGAGGAGACAGCCACAGAGUACCUUCAGAGGAACUUCAACCUGCCCUAUCAGGACAGCAGGAAGUGCCUUGGCAGGUUUGGACUGGAGAGCCACGCCCACACCAUUCAGAUCUCCAAACUGUCAGGAGGUCAGAAAGCUCGAUGCGUGUUUGCUGAGCUCUCCUGUCGCCAGCCGGAUGUUCUGAUCUUGGAUGAACCCACCAACAAUCUGGACAUAGAGUCGAUCGACGCUCUUUCAGAGGCCAUCAAUGAGUACAAAGGAGCGGUGAUCAUAGUGAGUCACGACGCUCGGCUCAUCACAGAGACUCAGUGUCAGCUGUGGGUGGUGGAGGACCGCAGCAUCAACCAGAUCGACGGAGACUUCGACGACUACAAAAGGGAGGUGCUGGAGUCUCUGGGAGAGACCAUGGUCAACAAGGUCAACCCCUGAUUCCCUCACCUGGUCUCUGGUUCAGACUCUCCUAAUAAGGACUGACAGCAUGUUUUUUCUGUUAAAUAAUAAAACCUGGAUCUGGACUCAAUCAGGUUCUCCAUCUGGAGGUUUCACCUGUAUGAUGUUCUUAUGUGUAUAAACCCAGAGAGAGGACCCACACUAAAGCUGAACCAAUAAUCAAUAAAACAAUAUCAACUGCUGA
Notolabrus celidotus (New Zealand spotty) is the source of this 3083-nucleotide messenger RNA. RefSeq names its product ATP-binding cassette, sub-family F (GCN20), member 1 (gene abcf1). The coding region runs from base 251 to 2878 and encodes 875 amino acids. Lineage: Eukaryota; Metazoa; Chordata; Actinopteri; Labriformes; Labridae. Gene Ontology annotation, molecular function: ATP hydrolysis activity; ATP binding. The transcript has 29 exons. The record is from RefSeq and is a predicted model, not a curated record.